This is a messenger RNA of Trichechus manatus latirostris (Florida manatee), 2073 nucleotides long. It is a transcript of the gene SPPL2C, whose product is annotated as signal peptide peptidase like 2C. Lineage: Eukaryota; Metazoa; Chordata; Mammalia; Sirenia; Trichechidae. Gene Ontology annotation, molecular function: aspartic endopeptidase activity, intramembrane cleaving. The coding region runs from base 1 to 2073 and encodes 690 amino acids. Gene Ontology annotation, cellular component: Golgi-associated vesicle membrane; cytoplasmic side of endoplasmic reticulum membrane; lysosomal membrane. The record is from RefSeq and is a predicted model, not a curated record. The transcript has a single exon. Gene Ontology annotation, biological process: membrane protein proteolysis.
AUGGCGUGCCUGCGUUUCCUCCUCCCCGUGGGCUUCCUCCUCCUCCUCCUCGCCAGCACCGUGGCCCGGGGGGAGUAUGCCGUGGUCCACGUGGUGUCAGAGAACUGGAGCAAGGACUACUGCGUCCUGUUCAGCUCCGAGUACGUCACCCUGCCACGAGACCUGCACCACGCCCCACUCCUGCCCCUGCAUGAUAACACCAUGGCACCCUGGUGCCCGGGCGAGGACACCUUCCAGCAGGCCCAGCACAGCUCCUUCAGCCAGCAGCCACUCCGCCACACCACCGCCAUGGUUAUGAGGGGCAACUGCAGCUUCUACGCCAAGGGCUGGCUGGCUCAGGGCCAAGGGGCCCACGGGCUGAUCGUUGUGAGCCAGGCCAGCAGCCAGCAGUGCUCAGACACCACGCCAGCACCCCAGGACCCCCACAAGCCCCUGCCACACCUCACCAUCCCCGUGGCUGUGCUCCGUUACACUGACAUGCUGGACAUCCUCAGCCACACCCACGGCAGCUCCAUUGUCCGCGUGGCCAUGUACGCGCCCCCAGAGCCCAUUCUUGACUACAACAUGGUGGUCAUCUUUAUCCUGGCUGUAGGCACCGUGGCCAUGGGUGGCUACUGGGCCGGCCGCACCGAGGCUGACCGGCUGCAGGGGCACCGGGCCCGAGGAGGAGGGGGGCCUGGCGGUCACCAUCGGCUGGAAGUGGUGGCAGCCGAGAGGGGGCAGGAGGAAGACGACAAGGAUGCACCAGUGGACUUCACGCCAGCCAUGACAGGUGCAGUGGUCACCACGUCCUGCUCCAUCAUGCUGUUGCUUUACUUCUUCUAUGACUGCUUUGUCUAUGUCAUGAUCGGGAUCUUCAGCCUGGGCGCUGGCACCGGCCUUUACAGCUGCCUGGCCCCGCUGGUGCGCCACCUGCCCCUGCAGCAAUGCCAGUGGCCCCUGCCUGGCCAUCGGGCCUGUCUCCAGCUGCCCCUGCUGCUGUUGGCCGGCCUGUGCAUGGUGGUGACCAUUCUCUGGGUGUCCUACCGCAACGAGGACAGCUGGGCGUGGCUCCUGCAGGACACGCUGGGUGUGGCCUACUGCCUCUUUGUCCUUCGGCAUGUGCGGCUACCCACACUCAAGAACGGUGCCUCCUUCCUGCUGGUCCUGCUGGCCUUUGACGUCUUCUUUGUCUUCGUCGUGCCCUUCUUCACCAGGACUGGCAAGAGCAUGAUGGUGGAGGUGGCCACGGGCCCAGCAGAUUCCUCAAGCCACGAGAGGCUGCCCAUGGUGCUCAAAGUGCCCAAGAUAAGCUUCUCGGCCUUGACUCUGUGUGACCAGCCUUUCUCCAUCCUCGGCUUUGGUGACAUCGUGGUCCCCGGCUUCCUGGUGGCCUACUGUCACCGCUUUGACGUCCAAGUCAGCUCACACCAGGUCUACUUCAUGGCCUGCACCUUGGCCUAUGCCAUGGGCCUGCUGGUCACUUUUAUUGCCAUGGUCCUCAUGCAGAUGGGCCAGCCCGCCCUGCUCUACCUAGUGUCCUGCACCCUGCUCACCAGCCUGGCCGUGGCCGCCUGCCGCCAAGAGCUCAGCCUCUUCUGGGUUGGCCAGGGCAAAGCCAAGAUGCCUGCCCAGGCUGUGGCAGGGCUCCAUGAAGCCCCUGCUGCUGGCUCCGAGCAGAAGCAGGAGGACAUGGCCGAUGUUCGGACAGCCAGUGAGUAUGAAGAGGCUACAGACCAAGGGGCAGUGGACUUAGACAGCAACCUUCGGGAGGACACGGCCGAGGUCCUCAUUGUAUCUGAGUAUGAAACCACUGGGGCAGAUGGCCCCAGUGACAGCUCUGAGGGCUGGAGUGAUGCCAACUUGGACCCUGAUGAGCUGCCCCCCAUCUCCCCUGGGGCCUCGGAGGAGCUGAUGCCGCUGAUGCCAAUGGCCAUGCUGAUUCCACUGGUUCCGCUGAUGCCACCCCCCUCAGAGCUGGGCCACGCCCAGGCCCAGGCCCAAGCCCACGAGGCCAGCCUGCCCUGGACGGGACUCCACAAGAGGAAGGGCUUCAAGGUAAAGAAGAGCAUGUCGACCCAGGCUCCGUUGUGA